AUGUCUCCACCAGCGACACGAUACAAAAGAAAAUACGACUAUCUCUGUACGCAAACACAAUGCCGAAUAUGCCUCUCUCACUGUUUGAAAACCGGGUCUUCUUUGGGUGCCCCUUUAGACGAAAUCCAGAAUCCGGAAAUCCAAGUUGUCGAGGCUCUGGAAUUGCUCGCCAACGAAACUGUACCCAGAGGUGCAAAUUAUCCAGAUACGGUUUGUAGAAUGUGUUUUGGGUUUUUGAAGAUUGCUUAUGAUUUGAUUGCCCAGUUUAAAAAGUCUAAGGAAAUUCUUUCUGGACAACUAAAUAAAGCUGUAGAACAAUUUGUGAUUGAUAUUGAGCCAAAAGGAAAUAUUUCAAAACAACCAAAGGAAUCUGAAGAAGAGUUUUCAGAUGAUAUUAUUGUUAAUAAUGAACUUGUAGAAGAGGCACCAAUUAGAACUAACAAAGAUGUUAAAGCUCCUGUAGAAUUAUUUGUAGGCACUCAAAAAUUUGAUAUCAAAGAAUUAUGUGUCAUUGAAAGCGAAGAGGAAGACGAUUUAUUCACUUUUGAUGGCUUUUUACAAAACCUUGGCACAACAAUUACUGCAACUUUUGUUGAAAAAGGAUACCACAAACCUAAACUUCAAGUAGAAGCACCAUCUUUAGUAAUUGAGAAAAUCAUACAAGAAGAAAUACCAGAUGAACCUGACAAUGACGAUGAGAAUCAUGAUGAUAUUCCAUCAGAUCCUCCACCAGAUCCUCGAGCAGAUCUAAUAUUCAAAUUAGAAAAAUCUUUAGAUCCUAAAUAUGAAGAUGAAACCAUUUUCAUGAAUGAACCUAACAUGAAAGCUUUUGAUAGUUUAGUGUUGUCAAAUGAAAAUGAAAAAUCUGCAAUCCGAUCUGCAUUAAAAUUAAAUUUUAAAUGUCCUUAUUGCUUAAAGCCAAUAUCUACCCUAGCAAGAGCUAAAAAACACAGUCGUAAAUGUAAUAAAAACACACAAGAUGUUCAUUGUUACGUUUGUGAUGUUAGUUAUAACAAUCGUAUACAACUUUUAACUCACAUCAAAGAAAGUCAUAUGAAUGAAAUAAAAUAUUUUGAUGACGCACCAAACUACUUACCAUCAGAAAAGGAUUACAAAUGCCAUAUUUGCGAUGAAAUUUUUGAAAAUCGAAAAAAAUUAAUUUAUCAUAUAAAAAAACAUAGUGGUAGAAACUAUGGUUGUGAUAAAUGCGACAAAAAAUUCUUCACGCAAGACAAUGCCACAAAGCACGCGAAGACUCACAACAAGGAUCAAACUGCGGUCAUAUGUCAAAUUUGCGGCAAAGGAUUUCAUUAUAAAACUGCUUUGUAUUAUCAUUUGAAAAUACAUGCUGGCGAAAGAAAUUUACAGUGCAGCUAUUGUCCAAAAAGAUAUUAUACUACAAAUUCAUUAAAACGUCACGAACUCGCUCAUACUGGUGAGAGGCCAUACUCCUGCGAGUUUUGUGAUAAAAAAUUCAGAUCUGUAGGCGAAACGAAAAAACAUCAACUUGCGCACACUGGUGAACGUCCUCACAAAUGUAAAUAUUGUGGCUCUGGCUUUACUUCCAAGUAUAAUCUUAAAUUACACAUGCAUAGUCAUCAAGGGAAAUAUGAGUGCAGCUAUUGCCACAAAGGUUUCGUAGAUAGUGAUAUUUUGAAGUUCCAUUUGCAAAAAAGUCAUCGAGGAGAGCUAGAAAGACUUAAAAUUGAAGAAGCUCAGGCUGAUGAUAUUGAAGAUUCAGAUUAUUAUCCAAAAGAGUCAGCAGAAGUUGCAGAGGAAGUGCCUAUUGAGGAUUCAGAUUAUUAUGCAACAGAUUUAGUUGCAGAAGAAGUGCCUAUUGAAUAUUCUGAACAGCUUUUUGAAGGUGAAUAUGAAGGCAAUGAAGCGGUUGUAGUGGAAAACAUUUAUAAUUAA
This is a messenger RNA of Ceutorhynchus assimilis (cabbage seed weevil), 1914 nucleotides long. Lineage: Eukaryota; Metazoa; Arthropoda; Insecta; Coleoptera; Curculionidae. The record is from the annotation of a GenBank genome assembly.